GAAACUGCGUCAGCUUCAGAUCCAAUGAAGAAAGAUGUAAUUAGUUUGAUUAGAAUACUCAAUAAAACUUAACUAUCGUUUAAAUUGCAAGUUGACUACUAUUAUGGGGCAAAGUCGCACGUAUGGGUUACACGAGUAACAUAAUGACUCCACGUGAUGUGAACUGGAGUCAAGCUUCUUAUGUCUGCCACUACCAAAGGAUAUCAAUAUUGACCGCGUAAAUAAACAGUUAGAUUUUUUGAAAAGCUGUUGAUAGUAUAUGAAAUCUGCCAGAUUUUAUAAUAAAAGCAAGACUUUCUUCAUUUAUAGACACUAAGUUAGGCACUUAGGUAGGUUAUUGUCCACGAGGUUGGCAAUGACAAGUAUUAGAAUUGAAAGAAGAAGAAGAAAAAAAAACAGUUUGAGAUGAAGAAAAUCAAACAAAAGUUACACGUUCUCACGGACUCUUUGAUUACCGUGUACUUAUAGCGAAUGAAAAAGGUUUGACUUGUAUAUCAUGCUGCCAUUUUACUACUAUUACAAAGGAAGCAGUAACCUGUGUUAUUUAAAGUUAAAAUAAUGUUGAAGCAUGUGAUUAUGAGAGGUUUUAUGAAAAUCAAUGCAUUGGCAAAUUUUAUAAAAUAAGCCAAAGAAACGCCUAGAAUGGUAUCCCACGAGCUCUAGAGAGAACGGAACGGGAAAAUAGCCGAACAAAUACGCUUCUCCAAUCCACCAUUUGUAGUUUAGUCAACUUUACAGCCUUUACACUCGAGUUUUUAGACUCUAUAGGAAGUCAACUACAAAAAUUGGACCUGGGCUUUUAAGUCAUAAUCUUGGGCUAUUUAUAGUGGGCUACGAUAUAUUUUGAAUUUAGAAAAGUAGAAAGUGAAGUCUGGCGGAAAAGAGUGGAACUUCAAAUAAAUUUUCCUCUAAUACAUGUCGAGUCUCCUAACUCCAGAUUUAUUCUCUGUUCCGUCAGUUUCUUAUAUUCAACGGUAAUGCACUAGUCUCCUAACCACAGAUUACGUUUCCAUAUUCGAUUCGCCAGCUUCCCUUAUUUAUAAUUGAUUUAAAAUGCUUUCGAGUAUUGUGUUGUUGAGAUUGAUUUGAUCUGAUCAGAUUUUCGAAUUCUAGUUCCGGAUUAACCAAACCGGGAAAUCGAUUGAUUUUUAUAAACCGGUUUAGUCGAUUUUCUGAGAUGGUUAUACAUCCAGAGCUCAAUCACCGUCGUCGAACAAUCACCGAUCAUGGCGAACCACCACCACAAAUCAAUAACCACCACCAGAAAAUCAUCAUCAUCAUCAUCAACAACCGUCUGCUGCGAAGGAUCUCUAUCAGCAGCCAUCGACGUCAUCAUCCUCCUCGCAGUCAUCACAUCCUCCGCCUUCUUGAUCUUCCCUUACAUCAGAUUCAUCGCCCUCAAAUCCCUAUCAAUCUUCUCAGACCUCUCUUCCUUACUCAAGCAAGAGAUCAUCCGCGACCCGGACCCGAUCGUGCACGGGCUAAUCGCGUGGAGCGUCUUGUGCACGGCCUUAUCCGGGUUGAUGAUUGUUCUGAUACUGUGUAGUAGUCGUCGUAGAUGUGGGAAACCUAAUUGUAGAGGGCUUGGGAGAGCUAACGCUGAGUUUGAUAUUCAGAUUGAGAGUGAGGAUUGUUCUGUUAAGAGGUUGAAGAGUGGUGUUGUUAGUAAGAAGGGGUUGUUUGAGGUGGCUCGUGAUCGGCAUCGGGAGUUGGAGGCGGAGUUGAAGAAGAUGGCUCCGGAGAAUGGUAGGGCUGUGUUGGUGUUUAGGGGGAAGUGUGGGUGUUGUGUUGGGAGGUUGGUGGUUCCUGGGCCUAGGAAGAUCAAGAAAUGAUUAGCUUAUGAACAAGUUGUUAUUUUCUGGUUUAGUUAAUUUGAAAAUUUCUUACAGAAACUUAAAAUAUGUUAAUCUCCAUGUGUUUAAAUAAAACCUUAGAAAGAGGAUACUGCGGAGAAAAAAAUAGUUUCUACUUAAGAAUAGUGAUUUCAUUUUGAAGUCUUGAAUGUGUUGUGGUGUUUCUUGAUUCUGUGGUUUUUGUUCCAA
Brassica rapa (field mustard) is the source of this 2042-nucleotide messenger RNA. RefSeq lists its product as uncharacterized. The record is from RefSeq and is a predicted model, not a curated record. NCBI's taxonomy places the organism in Eukaryota, Viridiplantae, Streptophyta, Magnoliopsida, Brassicales, Brassicaceae.